GCGCCCCAAUUGCUCUCAGAAGAAGUAAAAGAUUGAUGCAGAAGAAAGAUUUAUUGACAAAUCUACCGCAAGAGAUGAUGAUAGAGAUCUUGGGAAGACUCCCGAUUAGUAGUAUUAUAACAUGCACGCAUGUUUGUAAAUCAUGGCGCAAUCUGAUAAAAGGGGGUGACUUUGCAACGUUGUAUACUCCAAAACCCGGCUUCGGUUUCGUGCAUCGAGCCAUGGGCUACGCUGUCUGCGACGAGGACUACAAGCCACUUUGCCAGUUCGGCUUGCCUCCUCCUCACAAACAAGAUUCAACUACUGCUUGUGACCGUGCAGUAGUUGGUUCGGUUGAUGGUUUGCUUUUGGUGCGGGAUGGAUGGAAAAUAUUGAACGAAAUUCUUUUCGUAUGCAAUCCAAUUAUAAGUGAAUAUAUCGAUCUCCCUCGUCCGCCUACACGUUGCUGUGUAUUCGGAUUUGGAGUUAGCAAAUUAAGUGGGCAAUACAAGAUUUUAUGUGGCGAUUAUUGUGCGUCGUGUUAUGUAUACACUCUAGGAAGGGGAGGAGGGUCAUGGCGAAGCAUUGGAGCAGCAAUUGGCCGCCCUAGACUGCCUCGGGAAAAUGCAGUAUUUCUGAAUGGAAAUCUUCACUGGUUGACAUCUGAUCCAGAGAGGAAUCCCUUGAUUUGUUGUUUCGAUCUUGAAACUGAACUCUUUACAAGUUAUUCGCUUCCUCCUCGUUAUUAUGGUAACCCUCAUAGAUAUUGUUUAUAUAUGAAUGGCGAAUAUCGAUUAUGUAUUUUGGAGGGUAUGCUAUGUUUAUGCGAUAUUUUAGUAUGUCAUAUUGCUGUUAUAUGGAGGAUGAACAACUACGAGGAUGCGAAUUCUUGGGUAAAGGCAUUUACUAUCCAACUAGAUGUUUGUGAAAUUCUUUUACCGCUCAAAGUUUCUGCAAAUGGCGACUUGUUGUUUACGACGAAUACAGAUAAUAAACUAUUUACCUACUCCAAGAACACUGGGCAUAUUGUGAGAUGUGAAGGGAGUGACUUUGCAAAGUCGUAUAAUCCGAAACCAGGCUUCGCUUUCGUGCAUCGAACCAAGGGGUAUGCUGUCUGCGACGAGGCUUGCAAGCGGCUUCGCUGGUUCAACUUCCCUCCAAAAAUUGAAGUUACAACCCUCGGCUGCUAUCGUGCGGUAGUUGGUUCAACUAAUGGUUUGCUUCUGGUGUGGGAUGGGUCGAGUAGAUGUAACGAGAUUCUUUUCGUAUGCAAUCCAAUUACAAGUGAAUAUGUUGAGCUUCCUAGUAUGCCUAUGCAAGGCAGCGUGUUCGGAUUUGGAGUUAGCAGAUUAAGUGGGCAGUACAAGAUUUUAUGUGGUAAUUAUUAUACGACAUGUCAUGUAUACACUCUAGGAGGGUCGUGGAGAAGCGUUGGAGCUGCGAUAGGACACCCUAGACUCCCUCAGGAUAAUGCUGCAUUUGUUUGUUAA
Messenger RNA from Salvia splendens (bonfire salvia), 1469 nucleotides. Its product is annotated as putative F-box protein At3g16210. The transcript has 2 exons. Bases 36 to 1469 code for a protein of 477 amino acids. NCBI's taxonomy places the organism in Eukaryota, Viridiplantae, Streptophyta, Magnoliopsida, Lamiales, Lamiaceae. Gene Ontology annotation, molecular function: protein binding. The record is from RefSeq and is a predicted model, not a curated record.